AUGGAAUCUAUCUCAUCUCUUAAACAUAAUCUUCAGAAUGUAAAACGAAAUAGUCAUUAUGAAAACAAUAAUAAUAGCGGCGAUGAUUGCAAUAUCGAUAUUGUUGGUGGUUCUAUACCCCGUGAACGGAAUAAAGAGAAGAUAUCAAAAAAAUCCACUUUACAUCAUCCUCAAGUAUUCAGAAAAGCAGAAAACGAAGGGUCUGCUCAAAAAGCUGCCCU
Dentiscutata erythropus is the source of this 221-nucleotide messenger RNA. The record is from the annotation of a GenBank genome assembly. NCBI's taxonomy places the organism in Eukaryota, Fungi, Glomeromycota, Glomeromycetes, Diversisporales, Gigasporaceae.